UAAUACGCAACAAAGCGUCGAGUCUACCGGAAAGCAACACGAAGAAGAACUUGUGACGGUAGUGAAAUGGCUGCGCCCAUGAAGAAUGGGCGACACUUUGGUCAAUGGAUAGGCAUUUUGUUAUUUUGGGGGGGUCUCAUACCCUCUGCCACGGCGCUUAUCGAGGGACUUUAUUGUGGCACGGAGAUUUGUUACGAUGUACUCGGAGUACCGAGAGAUGCGGUUAAAUCCGACAUAGGUCGUGCUUACAGACAGUUAGCCAGAAAGUAUCACCCCGAUAGAUUCUCAAGUCUCACAGGCGAGACACGUGAAAGUGCUCAUCGACAUUUUUUGCUCAUUGCAACUGCAUAUGAAACUCUGAAGGAUGAGGACUCCCGUAGAGACUACGACUACAUGCUGGACCACCCUGAAGAGUACUACAGCCACUACUACACCUACUACAGGAGACGACUGGCGCCUAAAGUGGACGUACGGAUUGUCAUUCUGGUCACCGUGGUUGCUAUAUCCAUCUUUCAGUACUACAGUUGGUGGGCCAGCUACACUGAAGCCAUCAACUACCUGUCAACAGUCCCCAAGUACCGUAUCCAGGCGACGGAGAUAGCCAAGCAGCUGGGUCUCCUGAACAAGACAAAAGAGAAGGGCAAGAACCGACGGUCCAAAGAGGAGAUCCGGGAACAGGAAGAAGAGGUCAUCCGUGACAUCAUCAAGAACAAGAUCGACAUCAAGGGAGGCUACCAGAAGCCUGAAAUCUUGGACAUCCUGCUCUGUCAGAUUGUCCUGUUCCCUUACUGCCUGUGUGCCUAUGUGGUCUGGUACUGUAAGUGGAUCUACAGGUUCACCAUCUGCAGAGAGGAGUACGGAGACGAGGAGAAGCUCUACAUCAUCAGGAGGAACAUGAAGAUGUCUCAGUCUCAGUUCGACAGUCUGGAGGCGGAGCAGAGAGACACCUUACUGGAGAGGCAGCUCUGGAUCAAAGACAACUAUGAGGUGUACAAGGAAGAACAGGAGGAAGAGAUGAAGAUGAAGAUGGCCCUGGACCCCAGGUGGAAGAGGUACCGACGGUGGAUGAAGAAUGAAGGACCUGGACGACUCACUUUUAUUGACGAUUGACAACAUGCCUAUCAAUAAUCACACCUGACUUGUGCCUGUUAUACAGUCACACUGUGUUUGUAUACCUGUGUAUUUGUGAAUAAAUCUACUGAUGAUGUUUAUA
This is a messenger RNA of Oncorhynchus keta (chum salmon), 1213 nucleotides long. Its product is annotated as dnaJ homolog subfamily C member 25. Lineage: Eukaryota; Metazoa; Chordata; Actinopteri; Salmoniformes; Salmonidae. Gene Ontology annotation, biological process: protein folding. The coding region runs from base 67 to 1110 and encodes 347 amino acids. The record is from RefSeq and is a predicted model, not a curated record. Gene Ontology annotation, cellular component: endoplasmic reticulum membrane. The transcript has 4 exons.